Molecule: messenger RNA, 896 nt
Organism: Paramacrobiotus metropolitanus
Lineage: Eukaryota; Metazoa; Tardigrada; Eutardigrada; Parachela; Macrobiotidae
Exons: 3
Coding region: 62-715 (217 amino acids)
Source: RefSeq, a predicted model, not a curated record
CAUUAGUCCAGAAUUAAAUUUUUUAAGUAAUUGCAAUACAGUUAGUUCUCUGUUGAUAACGAUGGGGCGUCUGGCCGAUGUAUUUGCGCUUAUAUUUCAGUUCAGUGUAUAUAUUGCGGCAGCAGUGGCCUUUGACACCACCACUUCAACCACAGUUAUUACAACUCAUGGUGUGAGUGGUGUAUGUAUGGAUGGAUUACCAUGCACCGGAGAAAAAGAGUGCGGGAGCCCCCUGUACUGCCGAUGUUCCUUUCCGGCAAUGAGAACUAGCAUUAACAAUACGGGAAUAUGUUCACCCGUGACACAUUCUCCAGAGCCAGUAGCUGCGGCCACAACGUACCGCCUUCCAAGCCUGGUUUCCAGUACUCAGAAGUCGGUUCUUAACGGCGACGGGCCGACCGGGAAUCAGUCCUCACCUUUGGCCAUAGUUCCUGCCCAGAAAGGUCCCUAUCAAAACGCUCUCAGCGCUCAAAGUACGGCGUUGGAUGGAACUGGAAUCAACGGAUCACCUGGGAACCAGACUAUUGCUUCAAACAUGCGUCCUGUCAACAGGGAUACUAACCAUAAUGCCAAUCGUCCGUCCGGCAGCUCGUCGCCUGCUGGGGAUAGCGGCAGACAACCUAAUCAGCAAGAUAGCGCUCAACAUCGUGCUACGUCUGGCCGCGUCCGAGCCCACGCUAACGCCGGCGAUCUCAUUCGCCACAGACCAGGCUAACCUAACAAUCUGUACCGGCAAAGACGCUUGCGAACGCUAUUGUUUAAUACUUCUCGCUUUCAAAACACCCGGGUUUUUCAUUUUACUCGCUGGAAAAGGACACAAUUAUACAGCAAUGAUUAUCCUUGUUCAUUUAAUUGACGUACAGAUAUGUAGUUUCCUUUCAAUUUUCAAUAAAUUU